AUGAACACAAGCGACGCAAAGGAAUACCUUUCCAAACGACAGAUCCCGCACCUUUUUGAGAGCAUGUUAACAGGGCUGAUGUACCACAGGCCUGAGGACCCUUUGGUAUUCUUGGAAGGUUGCCUGCGGAAAACACGAGAUUUGGGAGGCCCCGAGUGUGUGUCUUGGGACACUUUCAUUACACCUGAUCGAAAACCACUUCCACCAAUCACCCCUGCACAAGGGAAGAAAGCCCCCUGCAAGCUUGAUGCUGGCCCUGGCCCUGGCCCUGGACCUUACCGUCGAUAUGACAGGCUACCACCAAUUCAGGCCCAGUUCUCCAUAGAAAGUGACUCAGACAUGACAGAGUCCUCUGGGCUCAUACAGGAGUAUGAUGUCUUUGACCCAUCUAAAUCACGGCCACAUAUCAUAUUCAUAAUAGGGGGACCAGGCAGUGGAAAAGGCACUCAGACAGCAAAGAUUGCACAUCACUAUGAUUUUGAGCAUGUGUCGGUGGGGGAAAUUUUAAGGAACCAGUUGCUGCAUCAUGCCGCCAGUGACAGGAAAUGGGAGUUGAUUGCUCAGAUCAUUGCCAACGGAGAACUUGCACCUCAGGAGACGACCAUUGAAGAGCUGAAACAUCAGUUUAUUAAGAAGCAGGAUGCCAAAGGAUUCAUUGUGGAUGGAUUCCCCAGAGAGAUAUCACAGGCAUUUACCUUUGAUGAGCAGAUUGGCUCUCCAGACAUGGUGAUCUUGCUUGCUUGCUCCAAUCAGCAACUCCGUCAGCGUCUUGAGAGGAGAGCCUCCCAACAGGGUCGUCCUGACGACAAUACUCAUGCUAUUGAGAAGAGACUAGAUACUUUCAAACACAACAUCAUACUUAUAGCCAAGUACUACCAGGAGAGAGGACUUAUUGUAAGGGUGGAUGCAGAUCGUGAAGAGGAUGACAUUUUCACCGACAUUUGUGCCAUUGUACAAGAGAGACUGUUCCCUGGUGACUCCAAUGCAAGCAGUACUGAGGAUCUGUAGAAAGACUUUCAUCUAAACAAACAGCUGCUGCCAUUAAAUUCCUAAAUGUGAUUUACAACCAGCCUGCUAGAUAUUCUCUUUUUCUCUAAAUGUUCAACAAUAUCCCAAGGGGUGAGGGAAUGUAUUUCAUACACUUACAUUGCCCCCUUGUAGUUCACUGUGUGUGUGUGGGUUUUUUUUUUUCUGUACAACCUUUUUUAUUAUAUAUCUCCAAUGUACAGUUCAGCAGGAAAGUGGAAGAGAAUCUUUUAUUUUAUAAUAUUCUAAUUUUUCAGUUUCUUAAUGUUGUAAUUGGUUGAUAUACUUUUGAACCUUAAGCCAGAAAUAACAUUAAUUUAACACACCACAGUGCAUUAUUUAAAUGAAGACAAUCCAUAUAGUCAAUGAAAGUCACUGAAACAAUUGAGACAUUAAAAAAAUUAAACAAAUUACUUUAGAAAAGCCAUUUAUUCAUAAACACAUUCAUCUCUGGUGUGCUAAAGGCAUGCUGUUUUUAGCCCUGAGUCUGACACAUCAGACAGGGAAAAAAAAAAAGACACUACAGAUGUGUCCUCAGGCUGUAUUCUCAUUAAUGGAUGUUCAUUCCAGCUGUGCCACUUUCUCACAGUUGGACAUCAAUGCACACACUUGGUA
Messenger RNA from Myxocyprinus asiaticus (Chinese sucker), 1641 nucleotides. Its product is annotated as adenylate kinase isoenzyme 5-like. The transcript has 8 exons. Gene Ontology annotation, biological process: nucleoside triphosphate biosynthetic process. The coding region runs from base 1 to 1008 and encodes 335 amino acids. Gene Ontology annotation, molecular function: ATP binding; AMP kinase activity. NCBI's taxonomy places the organism in Eukaryota, Metazoa, Chordata, Actinopteri, Cypriniformes, Catostomidae. The record is from RefSeq and is a predicted model, not a curated record. Gene Ontology annotation, cellular component: cytoplasm; cytosol.